Molecule: messenger RNA, 4995 nt
Organism: Cricetulus griseus (Chinese hamster)
Lineage: Eukaryota; Metazoa; Chordata; Mammalia; Rodentia; Cricetidae
Source: RefSeq, a predicted model, not a curated record
AGAGAGUUGCAAGUCGGCUGGUCACUGCCGGCAGGAGACAGCAGCAUCCCUCCUACCUAUGGGAGCAGCCUGAGUAGAAGAGCCUGCAGUCCCGAUCUCGAGGCGAACCCCCAUCUCCAGGACAGAAGCCCGCAGCUCUCCAGCUCUGCCUGCACCUCACCUCCAGCACCCCCAGGGUAAAAACUUACAGCUCCUUCAUCGCGAAAGGCUCCCAUCUCCAGCGCUCCCAGGAGAGAAGCCCGCAGCCCUACUCCCAACUCCCGCCCCCAACGAGCUCGGUCCCUGGAGUGCCAGAAGCAGCUUCCCGCCAACCCCAGGAACUCUGCGGCCCCAGGCCACCCCGCCUCCCGCGCUCAAGCCUAUUGAACCGGUCGGAAGUUCCCCGUCCCCUGUGCCCCAUCCCCAGUCCUCCGCGCUCCCCGCCCCAGUCCGGAACUGGAAGACGCUGGCGGAUUGCACUCCUGCUGCGGUCGCUGGGACCCCGGAUCCCGGGGAGUGCGGCUCUGCGAGCCCCUCGGCCCCCUCCCCACCUUCCCGGGACUGCACUCGUGCACGUUUUCAACACAACUUUCUUUUUAAUCUUUGGUGAAAAGUGAAUUACAGAAAAAUUAAGCAGUGUCUCUUAUGGACACGCGCAGCCAGGUCGUAUUUUUGUUUUUGUUGAUCACGUUGCCUUCCGCUCCCCUCUCGCCCCCGCCCUCGUGACCUUCUCGUGUUUGCUCCCGCUUCAGUCACACUGAAGAUGCCUCAGACUCCGCCUGGCACCUAAAACGCUGCUUGGCCACCGAAGAGGGACCACGUUCUGCUUGCCUGGCCACCUCGCCCUACCAACGAAGCACAAGGUUCUUAUUUUCUCAUCUUAUCUCUUUCCUAACCAUCAAAGCAUGCCCAUGGGCGGAGAGUUGUUUGUUUUGAUACAGGGUCUACGUGUAGCCAGGGUUCGCUGUGUAGACCAGGGUGGCCUCCAGUUCCCUGAAAUCCUCCUGCCUCUGCCUCUGAGGGUGCUAGGAUUAAAGACUUGCACCACCACACCCGGCUCACGGUAGAGAUUUUAAGAUUACGGUUCAUUGCACAGGCGGGCUUUUCCAGAACCUUCUCUGAGGAAGGCCAGGCCGACUCUGAACUGAGAGGUGGUUAGGGUGCCAGUACCUGGCAAGCUGCCUUCCAGCCCAGUAGUUUCCCCUGGAGUAGAUGAAUAGUUACCACAUUUCCAAGAGUGUGGGUGGGAAUCCAAGUGUGGACAAAUUUAAGUAUUGCAUUGAAGCUUGGGACUUAGCGCAGUUGGUAGAGGGAUUGCCUAGCUUGCAAGAUGCACUGUUUGAGGAUAAAGCAGGAGUGGUGGUACUGUUCCGUAAUAACAGUACUAUGGGGGUAGAGGCCAUCCAUGCACUAUAGAGUGGACUAUAGGCUUCUUGGCAUCUGAAAUAUGGGCAAACCUGUCUCAAGACAGAAAAGAAAAACAACAUUAUUGAAUAUGUUGCUUAUGAAUUAUGAGAAUUCGUGGAAUGACUAAGAUAUUCUGUUUAUCCCGAUUCUCUGGUUAAAAUGUAUGUUUUAAGUGUCUUAGGGAGACACUUAAUUCCAGUACUCACACUUGGGAGACUCAGGCAGGAGGAUUGCUCAGAGUUCAAGACCAGCCUGGGGUACAGAGUGAGUCUUGAAAAACACCACCACCACCAAAAGCAAGACAAACAACAACAACAACAACAAAAAACAACCAACUGCUUUUAGAAACACUGAAAUAAUAACUACCUGCCAUGUCCCUUUGUCAGUUUUCACCAUGAUUUAUGGAGCCUAGUGCCGGUGAGUGGCUGAUAAGGUUAGAGGGAACCUUGUGUGUGUGUGUGUGUGUGUGUGUGUAUGUGUUUUUUGGGGGGGGGCGUGUUGUGACUUCCACUCAGUGAAAGCAGGAUGUAGGCCACUCAGGCUGCCUCACCCUGGUGCCUCUCAGUGACUUUGGGUGAUUGAGAACAGGGAAGGAAGGGGUGACAGGCAGUCCAGCCUUGCUUUUACUGUGGCUUUUCAGCCAUCAGGCAUAUUAUCAGGAGUUAAGCUGGUUGGUAGCUCUCUUGCUGGCUGGUGUCUGCUUGUCAGUUUGGAGAUCUGCCAGCACUGUGGUCACAGAUAGAAAACCACUCUAAGAGACCUGGUAAGUAGUGAGUAUCUCCCUCCCCUGAGGUGGCCCUGAGAGAGCCAGAUCCAAGUAUGGAUAAGUGAGCAGAGGGUUGAUUGCUUUGGGGGUGGGACGGGGAAAGACAGAAAACAUGGAGAUGAGUUAGAGGUCUAAUAUACCCGGCAAAAAGGAAUGAGGAGUUGUUGCAGGCCUGUAAUCCUAGCGCUUGGGAGCACAGCUGGAACUACGUAGUACAUAGUAGUCACCUAUAGCUGCAUAACAAGACUCUGUCUCAAGAAAUGAAACAAAUAAGGAGUGGCAGACCAUUGAGGUGGCGUGCCAUUGAAGUAGACAGUGCCUGCUACAUGACACCAAGCAUGCUAUGUUGAUUAUAUUUGCUGCAUGGAUAUUGGGUGAGGGACUAGGAAGAGAAACCAUUGCUGCGAAGCUGGCCCUGAACCCUGCCCCAGCUCAGUCUUCUCUGAGAUCUGAUCCCCCUACCUCAGUCAGGCUCCAGAUUUGGAAUAUAUACUCUUGAAGUGGUUGACCCAAACUGGCUCCUUGGGGUACAACACCAUCAGACAUGCUAGAGAGGACCGAGCUAAAUGGGUGUGGUCUCCUUUGCCACUUUCUAUCUGCAGAGAUGCCAGAAGGGCCAUCCGUGAGGAAGUUUCACCAUCUUGUCUCCCCUUUUGUGGGCCAGAAGGUAGUCAAGACUGGGGGCAGCAGUAAGAAGCUAUGCCCCGACUCCUUCCAGUCUCUAUGGCUCCAGGAUGCCCAGGUGCAUGGAAAAAAAUUAUUCCUUCGGUUUGAUCCUGAUGAGGAGAUGGAGCUACUCGGCAGCAGCCCACAGCCUGUACAAGGAGUACAGCAGAAAGAGGCCAUGGAUCCAGAGCUGGCCUUGCUGCCCAAUGCUCAGGAAACUUCUGCAGGCCCCUCCGGAUCUGGGGAGCCUGUUCCUAGUGGAUCUGAUGGCCCCUAUGAUCUUGGGGGACACAACCUUUUAGCGGUUGCCCAGAGAUGGCUAGAAGUCAGGUUUGGUUUGUUUGGCAGUGUCUGGGUGAAUGACUUCUCCAGAGCAAAGCAAGCUAACAAGAGAGGUGACUGGAGAGAUCCUGUGCCCAGGCUGGUACUCCAUUUUGAUGGUGGUGGCUUCCUGGCAUUUUAUAGUUGCCAGAUGUCGUGGAGUCCUCCCCCAGUGAUUGAGCCCACCUGUGACAUCUUGUCUGAGAAGUUCCAUCGAGGACAAGCCUUGGAAGCUCUAAGCCAGGCUCAGCCUGUGUGCUAUACACUAUUGGACCAGAGAUACUUUUCAGGAUUAGGGAACAUUAUAAAGAAUGAAGCCUUGUACAGAGCAGGUAUCCAUCCCCUCUCUCUCGGUUCGCUCCUGAGUUCUUCCUCUCUGGAGGCCCUCGUGGAUCACGUGGUGGAAUUCAGUUCCGAUUGGCUUCGGGACAAAUUCCAAGGCAAGGGACGGCGCACACUGAUCUACCAGAAGGAUCAGUGUCCUUCUGGUCACCAGGUUAUGAAGGAGACAUUUGGGCCCCCUUGUGGACUCCAGAGGCUCACCUGGUGGUGCCCUCAGUGCCAGCCCCAGCUGUCAUCGGAGGGGCCACAGAAUAUGCUGUCCUCCUAAAACAUUUGGCUUUCUUCAUGGAACUUGGAGCCUUGAAGAUCCAGAUACCGUAUGUCCUGAGAGAAGGGUGUAGGCAAGAAUUGUACGUCAGCUCAGAGAUCGGGUUCAGAGGGUCAGUAUUGUUGAUAUUCAUCUCAUUGGAUUAUACCUCAGCCGCAGCUUUCAUAGGGAUAGAUGCUUUCCUUUUCUGGUUAACUCUAUGUAACCCCCCUUGCUGUCAAAAUCCUGACAGAGCAUUGGGGAAACUACCUGGAGCAUCAGUGAGUCUGAAAAGGAGUGGCUGGGGAACAGCUGGGGGAUAGCAGGCAGCUGUCAGGGACAGCCAAGGGAUACUAUACUCCCAGGCUUCUUUGCUAAUGGCAUGUUGUGCUGUUUUGGGAACUGAUUGAUUUUGAGUCCCUCCAUUUUCUUCUUUCCCCUGGAGGGGUCAGGGAUGAAGGCAAAGCUGCAGGCAGGUACUGCUGGUCAGCCUGCCUGGCACAUUCCCAGUGGCUGGAGACUCCGGAAUGGAUAGGGAGGUGUGCCCAGGGAUGUGAGAAAAGCUGCUGCUCUAAGAUGUGCAUUCGUGACUGUGAUGUUGAACAGUUCAGGUGUCCAGGGAUGUAGAGAAACAACCCAUCAGGUUGUUAGCAAUAACUUCAUGGAACUGGGAUAGCAAUUGAAAAUAAAAUGGUGUGAUGUUUUCUAUGUUGUCUUCAUUAGGCAGAAAUGUUUUUUUUGUUUGUAUGUGGGUUUUUGUUUUUUGUUUGUUUGUUUUGCUUUGUUUUGUGGUGCUGAGAUGAAACCUGGUGCUUCACUUGUUCUAAGCAAUGACCGUACCACUCAGCUAUGUCCAGGUCUCACCCUUUGUGAAGGGGCCUCCCAGGCUUGCAGGGUUGGCCUGGUGAAUCCACUUAGGAGCAAUAUGGGAGGGAAUUUGCCCUCCUGCCUUGGAGAACUAGAUGGAUCUUGGUGUGGUGUUAUCUUGCUUGUACAAAUAAAGCCUGUCUGAAGGUCAGAGAAUGGAGCUUGCCACUAGCUAACUAUUAGAGGUCAGGAGGUCUGUGUAGACAGACAGAAAGUAAAGUAGCUGGGAAGAAACAGGAUAUAAACAGAGAGAAACAGGUACUCUCUUGUCUGCUGACAUUUCAGCAGACAAGCUAAGGAGGUAAGGCUUGCUCCUUCUCUCUCAUCUCUCAGCGUUUUCCACUUAAAAAAAAAAAAAAAACAAAAAAUCCUCUAAAUGGUUUAUAGUGUGUUUAAAAGU